Molecule: messenger RNA, 1025 nt
Organism: Prorocentrum cordatum
Lineage: Eukaryota; Dinophyceae; Prorocentrales; Prorocentraceae
Source: the annotation of a GenBank genome assembly
CGGGGCGGCGGGCGCCGGCGCGGGGCUCACGCGGCGGCGGGCGGCAAUCAUGGACGAGGAGCCGCCGGAGACCGAGCUGGAGAAGUGCGCGCGCGAGGCCGAUCCGAUCCGACCCUCUCGCGCCCCGAGCCCCGCGCCCUGCGAGAGGCGGCGGAGCGGGCGGUGCAGAACGCCGCGGGGUGCGGCCAGUGGGAAUGUCUGCUCUUCCUGAUUGGCGAGAUGCGGGUGCCCGUCGGGUCGGUCGACUCGGGCGGCGUGGCCCUGCAGUACGCCGCCGUGGCUGGGAGGGUCGACGUGCUGGAGGCGCUGGUGGGCGCGGGCGCGCAGCUGCGCGGCAAGGUAGCCGGCAACGUGCUGCUGUCCUCCGCGUGCACGGGCCGCCUGGAGGUGCUGCGCUGGGCCCGUCGGCAGGAGAGGGCGGGCCCGCGGCGGUGGCCGACUGGGGGGCCGACGCGGCGUGGGGCGCCGCGAAGGCCUCGUCCUGGGACGCGGCCCUCGAGCUGGUCGAGGCUGGCGCAGACGUUUGCGGCAGCGCGGGCGGUGGUGCGGGGGCGCGACUGCUGGCGCUCGCCGCCGCGAGGGGGCAGCCGGCGCUGGUGGGCGCCCUGGAGGCCCGCGGAGUCGCGGUGGCCUCCGAGGCCGGGGCGGAGGCGCUGAAGUUCCUCGCGUCGGCCUGGCAGUGGGACGACUGCCCCGACGCGGCCAGGUUUCUCAUCGAGAACGGCGUCGACCUCCACUCGGAGGUAUCGGCCGUGGUCCCGACGCCACUUCUCCCAGACUCGGAGCUGCGCUUCGGCUUGGGCCUGCGGCUGGCGUUGGUUACGGCCGCCAGACAUGGGGACCUGGAAAUGGUGCAGCGCCUGGCCGUGAACGUGGCUGCCGACUCGAGGGCUGCGGGAGCGGCUCUGGCCCGGGCUGGCGAGCUGGGCUCCGACGAGGACAGGGCUGCUGUCGAGGGCUACCUGCGAAGCCUCGGGGCCACGGCGCCGCCGCCCGCCGCCCUGGUGCUGGACGCGGACUUCUGA